Oncorhynchus gorbuscha (pink salmon) is the source of this 3156-nucleotide messenger RNA. RefSeq names its product odd-skipped related transcription factor 1 (gene osr1). Gene Ontology annotation, cellular component: nucleus. The transcript has 3 exons. Gene Ontology annotation, biological process: embryo development; urogenital system development; regulation of transcription by RNA polymerase II. The coding region runs from base 307 to 1128 and encodes 273 amino acids. Gene Ontology annotation, molecular function: DNA-binding transcription factor activity, RNA polymerase II-specific; RNA polymerase II transcription regulatory region sequence-specific DNA binding. The record is from RefSeq and is a predicted model, not a curated record. NCBI's taxonomy places the organism in Eukaryota, Metazoa, Chordata, Actinopteri, Salmoniformes, Salmonidae.
GACAGUAACAGGAGGCGUCUUCACCAGAGUCACUACAGAAGUUCUACACACAACUAUUUUGGACAGCUGUUGAACUACACGCGCGUACAAUCUAAACUCGAUGUGAACAUGCCGGGAAAGUUGUCUUACGAAGCCCAAAACUUUCUCUGAACUACAUUCAACUUUGAACGUUUUUUUCCAAGACGUUUUGCAUCGGACCAUCCGCAGCUUUUCAACUCCAGGACCUCUCCUGAUCCAUAGGACCGACCGUACAUCUGCGCUGAGGGAAUCCCAUUGCGAUUCGAGUGAUCAGUAGUGACACCAAUCAUGGGCAGCAAAACUCUUCCAGCCCCGGUUCCCCUCCACCCCUCUCUGCAGCUGGCCAACUACUCCUUCCUCCAGGCCUCCAAUGGCUUCCAGCUGCCCACGGACCAGGUCCCUGGCAUCUAUAGCUUCAGCGCCCUGCACGCCAUCCACCUCCACCAGUGGACCCUGGGAUACCCUCCCUUUGGGGUCCCCCGCUGUACUUUCUCCAAGCUCCCAGCCCUGAUGGACGGCCGCUUCCCCGGCUUGCCUUCCAUCCCUAUCUUCCCCCACCUGGUCCAGCACAAGGACCAGGCCACAGCAGCUACCGCUAUGAAUCUCCUUCAGGGCUCCAAGAACAAGCCCCAGCCACGCUUCGACUUCGCCAACCUGGCCACCGCCGCCACCCAGGAGGACCCGUUGAAGGCAGAGGACCUGAGCAUAACAGGGGCAGCCGCCGCCACUUCUCCUCGCCAUGGCGGGCUAGGCUGUCUCAUAGAUGUAGCCAAGCUGUCGUCGCCCGAGCGCAAGCCUAGCCGUGGUCGCCUUCCCUCCAAGACCAAGAAGGAGUUUGUGUGCAAGUUCUGCGGCCGCCACUUCACCAAGUCCUACAACCUGCUUAUCCACGAGCGGACGCACACGGACGAGAGGCCGUACACCUGUGACAUCUGCCACAAGGCUUUCCGGAGGCAGGACCACCUCCGAGACCACAGGUACAUCCAUUCCAAAGAGAAGCCCUUCAAGUGCCAGGAGUGUGGAAAGGGAUUUUGUCAGUCCAGAACUCUAGCUGUCCACAAAACGCUGCACAUGCAGGUGAAGGAACUAAAGCCAUCCAAGAUUAAGUGAUGUCAAUACAUAAAACAGAGACUAGGGGACACUGGAAACAAUAACGGUGAAGACUAUAAAGGAGAACAAGACAGAAUGACCAAAGACAGGGGACAUUGUGGGGCUGACCAAAGACAGGGGACAUUGUGGGGCUGACCAAAGACAGGGGGACAUUGUGGAGCUGACCAAAGACAGGGGACAUUGUGGAGCUGACCAAAGACAGGGGGACAUUGUGGAGCUGACCAAAGACAGGGGACAUUGUGGGGCUGACCAAAGACAGGGGGACAUUGUGGAACUGACCAAAGACAGGGGGACAUUGUGGAACUGACCAAAGACAGGGGGACAUUGUGGAACUGACCAAAGACAGGGGACAUUGUGGAACUGACCAAAGACAGGGGACAUUGUGGAACUGACCAAAGACAGGGGGACAUUGUGGAACUGACCAAAGACAGGGGACAUUGUGGAACUGACCAAAGACAGGGGGACAUUGUGGAACUGACCAAAGACAGGGGGACAUUGUGGAACUGACCAAAGACAGGGGACAUUGUGGAACUGACCAAAGACAGGGGGACAUUGUGGAACUGACCAAAGACAGGGGACAUUGUGGAGCUGACCAAAGACGGGGGGACAUUGUGGAACUGACCAAAGACAGGGGGACAUUGUGGAACUGACCAAAGACAGGGGUACAUUGUGGAACUGACCAAAGACAGGGGGACAUUGUGGAACUGACCAAAGACAGGAGACAUUGUGGAGCUUACUAAAGACGGGGGGACAUUGUGGAACUGACCAAAGACAGGGGACAUUGAGGAACUGACCAAAGACAGGGGACAUUGUGGAACUGACCAAAGACAGGGGGACAUUGUGGAACUGACCAAAGACAGGGGGACAUUGUGGAACUGACCAAAGACAGGGGACAUUGUGGAGCUGACUAAAGACAGGGGACAUUGUGGAGCUGACCAAAGACGGGGGGACAUUGUGGAACUGACCAAAGACAGGGGGACAUUGUGGAACUGACCAAAGACGGGGGGACAUUGUGGAACUGACCAAAUACAGGGGACAUUCUGGAGCUGACUAAAGACGGGGGGACAUUGUGGAACUGACCAAAGACAGGGGGACAUUGUGGAACUGACCAAAGACAGGGGGACAUUGUGGAACUGACCAAAUACAGGGGACAUUGUGGAACUGACCAAAGCCAGGGGACAUUGUGGAGCUGACCAAAGACAGGGGACAUUGUGGAACUGACCAAAGACAGGGGAGUUUGUAGAGCUGACCAAAGACAGGGGAGUUUAUGGAGCUGACCAAAGACAGGGGAGUUUAUGGAGCUGACCAAAGACAGGGGAGUUUAUGGAGCUGACCAAAGACAGGGGACAUUGUGGAGCUCAAGUGCCUGGAACAUAGAAUGAGUAGAACAUCUCUGAACUUGAACCAAAUUGAAGUUCUCUGAACAGAAGAAAAGUGAUAGAAAAGGUUAAAUGUUCACCAACAAUUCACCAGCCAAGGAAGGAAGCCGUUGUGCUCAUCGUGGGGAAUGAUUCUUCAGAGAGAUUUGAAAAUCCUGGAUCUCUAUGAUGUAUCCAGACAAUAUCCAGGAGCACCUUGUUCCAGAUCUAAGUUGUUUUUCCACAUUUAGUUAAGAGAUAAUUAUGCUUAAUGACUUUGAGGCAGUGUAUUGGUUGUCCAUGAAGCCCAAUGGGGCGAAUGGACCAUACAUCAUAGAUGUAUGGAAUGUGAUCUUGACCUCUCUGACAAAGUUGACCUCUCAGACAUUCCGAAAGACUCUUGCUUUUGAUCAAAAUGACAUUUUUUUAAAGGGACAUUUACGAGUCUAAAGCAGUCUUUGUUAAAAAACAAAACAAACAAAAAAAAACAACUAAAUUGGUUAAAGUCAUGUCAGCGUAAUGUUAUUCCACUUCCAAAGCUUACAUUCCAAUGUUACUUUUUUGUAUAAUUGUAUUUUUUGCACUUUAACCUGAUUAUUGAUUAUUUACAUAUAUCACUGGAUUCCUAAAACUUAUUUUGAGAAAAUAAAUAGUAAUUUUCUAAACAAAA